CACCACCUUUCCUCACGCUCCGCAAGCACUUCCCCUCUUACCGCCUACAAUGCCACGAUGAGCGAGUCGCAGCAACUGCUUCAUGGGAACCCAGACGAUUCCGACUCUGACCUCGAUCACGAUCUCAAACCAAGUCCCGCGCGCCGUCUAUCCCCUUCGCCUUCUCCGUCCUCGUCUCGUCCGUCUUCCAUAUCGCCAGCACCACCCAAAUCACGCCCAAAUGGCUUUCACAGACCGAAGCGACAGUCUUCCUUUGCACAGCCGCGGGCCGAUGGUACGCCGAGGACCCCCAACCGCGUACGUUUCGAGGAUGAUCCCAUACGGCGGAGCAUGAACGGGGAUGAGCGAGGCGCGGAAUGGCUGGAACUGGAGAAUGAAGAUUACAUGGACGAAGCGGGGCCCGGGAGGGAAAGGGUACAACGGCUUCCGCUUCUCACGGGAAUAGAAGCACCAAGCGUCACUGUUGCCGAACAGGCCUUUGAUCCCGCAGACCACCUGGAGAGCGCCCGGCCCCGGAGCGGUAUGCGCAGUGCCUUCAUGAAUAUGGCAAACAGCAUAAUCGGCGCAGGUAUUAUAGGACAACCCUACGCCCUUCGCAACGCAGGCCUCGUUACAGGCACCGCCCUCUUGAUCGGUCUCACAAUCACGGUGGACUGGACCAUUCGCCUCAUCGUAAUAAAUUCGAAGCUCAGCGGUACCGAUUCUUUCCAGGCGACAGUGGAACACUGCUUUGGCAAGUCGGGCUUGGUCGCCAUCUCCCUAGCGCAAUGGCUAUUCGCUUUUGGCGGCAUGGUGGCGUUUUGCGUCAUAGUUGGCGAUACCAUACCGCGUGUGCUUGAAGCAUUUUUUCCUUCGCUGGCUGAUAUGAGCUUCUUGUGGCUCCUCACCAACCGACGCGCCAUCAUCGUUCUCUUGUGCCUGGGCGUCUCCUUUCCUCUUUCGCUGUACCGAGACAUUGCAAAGCUUGCCAAAGCUAGCGGGCUUGCCUUGAUCAGUAUGGGCAUCAUCAUAGUCACCGUCAUUACACAAUGCUUUCGCGUUCCUCCAGAGGCUCGGGGAACAUUGAGCGGCUCGCUCGUCAUUCAUUCUGGUCUUUUCGAAGCCAUCGGCGUCAUCUCUUUUGCUUUUGUCUGCCAUCACAACUCUCUGCUGAUCUACGGCUCCUUGCGGACACCCACUAUUGACCGCUUCUCGCGCGUGACGCAUUACAGCACGGGAAUUUCCCUGGUAGCGUGCUUGACAAUGGCUCUUUUCGGCUUUCUUACCUUUGGUGACAAGACACAGGGCAAUUUGCUCAACAACUUCCCCAACGACAACCUCAUGGUCAACAUAGCACGCCUUUUCUUUGGGUUGAACAUGCUGACCACGCUACCUCUGGAAGCAUUCGUUUGCCGCGAAGUCAUGAACAACUUCUGGUUCCCUGAUGAGCCAUACCAACCUAACCGUCACAUGAUCUUUACCAGUGCUCUUGUUGUCAGCGCUGUGGCUCUGUCUCUGCUGACGUGCGAUCUGGGCAUCGUUUUCGAAUUAUUUGGCGCAACUUCAGCAUGUGCACUAGCUUACAUACUGCCUCCACUGUGCUAUAUCAAGUUGAGCAAGCGCAGCUCAAAAACUUAUGUGGCCAUGGGUGUCGUGGCAUUCGGGUGCGGCGUCAUGGCGAUCUCAGUCUUCCAAACCAUGGCCAAAAUGUCCAGCGGGAGCGCAGGACCGGCCAAAUGUUCUUAA
This is a messenger RNA of Periconia digitata, 1725 nucleotides long. The record is from the annotation of a GenBank genome assembly. NCBI's taxonomy places the organism in Eukaryota, Fungi, Ascomycota, Dothideomycetes, Pleosporales, Periconiaceae.